AGUAUUGGAGUUUAGACGUUUGUCUUGCGCUGUAUUCACUAUUCCAGUUAUAGUUAACUCUCGCGGUUGUAAACAUGUGUGUUUUAUUAAAGUAUUUUUAGAAAGUAAAGUACUUAAAGUUUUUAAAAGGAUUAAUUUUAAAAGCAUUGCACGUGAUAAUGUUGAUCCGGUAUUGAUAGAUCGUGUCGUUUCUUAUUUUUACAUAUGAAAAGUUUGAUAUAUAUUUAAAAGUGUUUUAUGAUUGGUUUGAAUACCAUGUGUUUCUCAAGAUUAUAGUUUGACUUUUGCUUUUAUUGGGUCGAUGAUCAAAAUUGGUUUCAUUAAAGUCUCGUAGUUUGUCAAUCAGCGAAAUAGAAAUUAAUUUUGAAAAAUUAUAUGAACUUGUACAAACCUGAAAGGGAUACUAUGAAUUAUUUAUCGGUAAUGUGAAAAGUCAAACAGGCACAUAUAAAAUAUUUAUAUUAAAAAAAAGAGAAUGGCAUCGCAGUUUGUUAGAAUUAGAUGAUGUGAGAGGAAAAGAUAUGGAUAUAUUGAGACUGUUAACAGUGCAAAUCUGGAUUUUUGCUUUUGACGGUAUAUAUUGCUAUUCUGGUAACUUGUUCCAAUCAACACUUGCACCAGAAUUCCUACCAGCACCUUUCAACGUAAGCUUUCACGUAGGAGACUCGGCUAUGUUGAGCUGUGGUAUAAACAACUUAGGGACGAAAACGGUCGUAUGGCGGCGCCUCGACAGCUCAUUUCCACUUACUUCCGGUAAAAUGACAGUUAUUGACGAUAAGCGUGUCCGAGUAUCUCACGUGGUACACAAGAACCAAUGGGAUCUAAUGAUUAAAGAUGUUAAACUGGAGGAUGAUGGCGUUUAUGAAUGUCAGAUUUCUUCCAAAGAUAGGACGGUCAGGAGAUUGGUUACACUUCAUGUGUUUGAACCAAAAGUAGAAAUUCCUGAAAUAAAUAUUACAGAACCACAGUAUGUAGAACGAGGAGAAACAAUUACAUUACAAUGUAACGCCACGGGUGAAAGCUAUCCUCCGGAUGAAAUGGACUGGUUCCGAAAUGGACAAGCAAUUACAUCAGAUACUAAGAGAGGAAUUCACAUAUCAAAACAAUAUUCAAUAUCAAAACGUAAAUUCACUAGUGUUUUAAAAAUAGACAGAGCAGAAAUGAAGGACGACGGAACUUACGUGUGUCGAUCGUCUAAUAUGCAAAUUACAAGUACCAAAGUAAUUGUUUUAAAUGCUGAAACAUCUCCAAGAAAAAGAGGGACAGCUGGAGGAUCAAAGAGUGAUGGAGGAGAAUCUAAUUCAUCAAGUCAUACAAUGGCAAAUUCUACAGAGACAUACCUGCUCAAUAUUGUGUUAAUUUGUAUUACUGUAUUUUUACAAGCAAAACAGUACUGCCCAUCGUGAUACACGCCUUCUGCAUUAUAUUUGAUAGACUUAAAUUUGGCUUUCCUGAUUAUGCCUAGACAUAGAGAAUAUUCAAGAACAUUUAAAUAUUCAAGUUUUAAGAAUUCAAAAAAUUGUCUUUGAUUGAGGAAACGCAAGUCACGGUUAUCUUUUAACAAUGAAGCAGUUGAAAUGUGCCGUUGAUUCUCCUCGUAGCACAAACAGGGAAAUAUGUGACGAUAAUUGUUUAUUGGUGCCAUUGGCGUGUGAUAAGUUGAACCUCAAGUAAAAGAUUGCCUUGUUAAAUGAAAGUGCUGCUGCAAUAAACAGCAAGAUAUUGAAUAGAUGAAGUGAAUACUAUUAUGUGAGUAAAUUGAAUACAAUUAUGGUGAAUAAUGAACGUGAUUUUUUGGAAAUAAACUGCGUAUAAAGACAUGUUAAUAAUUAUAUUCAAUAAAUUGAAAUAAUUUGUAUUAAAGACACGAAAGAAAAGUUUGUUCAGCCAAUUAUGGGUUUGGAAAUGAUAUGAUAUUAGCUGAAAAUGACAGCUUUAUUUGCUGGGUAAUGUAUUCGUCCAUACAAUAUUAUGGAAAAGUCCAUACAAUAUUAUGGAACAUUUAAUCACUUCAUGAACAUAUGAAAUGUUAUGUUUAAAUGUUGUAAAUAUAUUAUUUGAUGGUGCCUCAUCACUACGCGACCAAAUGAUAAGCAUUUUAGAUUAAGUUAUGAAUCAGGAUAUGAACUGUUGAAGUACAAUUAUAUACAAUUCAACCAUCAACAUGUAUGUAUAUACAUUUUUAGCAUAGAUUUGUUAUUAUAUAUCCUUUAACUUUCGCGUUUUAGAUAGAGGUCAUCAAAUGAAAACAUAAUCGCUAAGAGUGAGAACAGGCUAUACGUGAUUAAAAUACUAUGUGAUGAACGUAAUACAGUUGAACUCUUUACAGACAAUUGAAAAUAGUCCUGCUAUUUGGUACUGUUAUUUUAAAUAGACGGUAAAAUAUAUUAUGAGUUUGACGAUGUUUUUAUUAAACAUCUUCCACGCUUUGUAUUAUGUAAUUGAGGAUGGUCUAACAACUUAUACAUUUAUAUGCCACCGCAGCAUCCGCGAUGCGGUGGCAUAUAGCGAUUCACCUGUGUGUUUGUUUGUGUGUGUGUGUGUGUGUAUAGACUUAAAAAAUCUUCUGGUGAAAAACCACUAGUCCAAUUUCAACCAAACUUGGCAGGAUUGUUCCUUGGGUGAAGGCCUUCCAAAGUUGUUCAAAGAAUUUCAUUCCAUGCAGAAUUCUGGUUGCCAUGGCAACCAAAAGGAAUUAUAAGAAUAAAUUUAAAAAAUCUUCUUGUAAAGACCCAAAAGGCCUAGAGCUUAGAUAUUUUGCAUAAGGCAUUGUCUGGUAGACCUCUACCAAGAUUGUUCAAAUUAUACCCCUGGGGUCCAAAUCGGCCCCGCCCCGGGGGUCAUUGAUUUUCACUAUAUGUACAUAUAGUAAAAACUUAAAAUACCUUCUUGUCUGAAGGUACCAGGCUUAGAGGUUUGAUAUUUGGUAUGUGUUAUUAUCUAUAGGUACUCUACCAAAGUUAUUCAAAUUUUGCGUCUAGUGUCAAAAUUAGCCCUGCCCCGGGGGUCAUAGGUUUUCCUCAUAUGCGGUGGCAUAGCAUUUUUUACAAAUGCAAUCUUGUUAAUUUUGUUUUCAGGUAAAUGAGUCAUGUCUUUAUGAAACGACCAGAUUAAAAAGAAUGCAGAAUACCUUAAAAAUCAUUUUAAUCAAUUAUCACCAAAUAUAGAGGAUUUUUGUUGCUGUUUUGUUUUGUUUCAUAAAAUACUUAACAUUUGUAUAUGUGCAGUUUGCUAUGUAGCUCAGUGUCUUGUUUCGCUGGGCGGUUUUUUAGAGCAAUCAUCUAAUUUAUAUUUUUUGUUGACCGAUGAUUACUAUUAUGUUAUACUUACAUUGUUACACUUUUGUUAAUAAAGUUUGUGAAUGAU
Molecule: messenger RNA, 3366 nt
Organism: Ruditapes philippinarum (Manila clam)
Lineage: Eukaryota; Metazoa; Mollusca; Bivalvia; Venerida; Veneridae
Product: zwei Ig domain protein zig-8-like
Exons: 6
Coding region: 522-1406 (294 amino acids)
Biological process (GO): synapse organization
Cellular component (GO): neuron projection membrane
Source: RefSeq, a predicted model, not a curated record